Lineus longissimus is the source of this 2297-nucleotide messenger RNA. Its product is annotated as 2-hydroxyacylsphingosine 1-beta-galactosyltransferase-like. The record is from RefSeq and is a predicted model, not a curated record. The transcript has 2 exons. The coding region runs from base 151 to 1743 and encodes 530 amino acids. Gene Ontology annotation, molecular function: UDP-glycosyltransferase activity. Lineage: Eukaryota; Metazoa; Nemertea; Pilidiophora; Heteronemertea; Lineidae.
UCAAUAGCCACGUUCAUAUUUCCCCGAUGAUACACAUGUAUUCGUAAAGCAAUUAUCCCCACUUUAUUUGUUUACUUUGAUCUUCGACACAUAUGGUGGAUAAAGACCUCACACCGGAAAUAGAUUGGAUAUUGAGACCAUUUGACAACCAUGGCAACCAGCAGAAGACUCAUGCCCGCCCAAUACGGUCUCUGUAUCUGCCUAUACCUCCUAGGGGCGCCACCUAUAUUUGAAGCAGCAAAGAUUCUCAUCAUUCCGUUCGGUUCAAAGAGCCAUCUGAUCGAGGGCGUUUCAAUUGGUUCUGGUCUUCUCCGCCAGGGGCACGACGUCUAUUUGAUGAUGGACAAAGCGGCAAAACUUCCCAACGGCUUGAUACAUCAGGACAUAAAGAAGAUAUACUUUGAGCCUGAAAAUACAGAUCCUGAAAGAGUUGAACGCAAAAAUGGGCGAACAAUGUUUACAGGUCAUUCUGAGAAUACCGCAUCUGUGAUCGGAGUCUUACGAGAACGCAUCAACGCAUAUUGCAAAGGAUUGAUUUAUAACACAGAGCUCAUCACUAAACUGCAGGAGAAGAAAUUCGAUAUUGCCGUGGUGGACGGAUUAACGCAUUGUUUGUUUUUAGUACCCUAUAAACUUGGAAUACCGUACAUCGGCUGGACGAAUUUCGUCCGUCCAUGGGAUUUGAGACUACAUCCCAUAAUUACCAGCUUUCCAUGUAAAAUGCGAAGUGAAACUAACACCCUGCUAACGCGCAUGAUGCAGUUUGGUAUUAGCGUGAUAACGCAUACUUUACCCAAUGAGCUCUACGAUGAGGAACUAUUCAAAGAUGUCGUCCCGGAGCGCCCAUACACGUCAGUAGUUGACGUGGCAUUACAUAGCAAACUAUGGUUGCUAAAUACGGAUAAUAUCUUAGAUUGUCCGCGUCCCUCAUUGCCAAACAUAAUAUACGUCGGUGGACUAAACGUUCGACCAGGCAGACGUCUUCCAGAAGACAUUUAUGACUUUGUCGAAAAGGCACCGGAUGGGACGAUACUAGUUUCAUUUGGAUCAAUGAUGGUUACGCCACCUGUUGAGGUGAUUAGGAAGUUUGUUGAGACUUUUGCGAUGCUAGAACAUAACGUUAUAUGGCGUCUAAAACUGCCAGAUAACGUCACAAUAAAAUUCCCGAAGAAUGUCAAAAUUGUCGACUGGUUGCCACAAAAUGACAUCUUAGCAAGUCGCAAUGUGCGGUUGUUUAUUACGCAUUGCGGGAAUAACGGUCAAAGUGAGGCAAUCUAUCACGGCGUACCGAUGCUGGGAUUUCCACUCCACAGCCAACAGCCAUACAACGGCAAGAGAAUGGAGGUCAAAGGUUACGGCCUGAAGAUGAAUAUUCGUUCAUUCACUGCGAAGGAGAUGCACGACAAAAUAAAGGAAAUCAUAUCAAAUGAACAAUUCUACAAAACAAUUCAUAAAGCUUCGGCAAUAUUCCAGAGCCGUCCGCAUCCACAAGAUCUAGCGGCCUACUGGAUUGAUCAUGUGAUCAAAUUUGGUGCGGACCACCUCCAAACAUCAGCCAAUGACAUGUCGGCAUUUCAAUUCACCAUGUUUGAUAUUUUUGCCGUUUUAGUCUUAGUUGUUAUAUUGCUUCUGAUUGGGUUGAAGUUCAUGGUCUCGUAUCUUAUGGACAAACUUUGGCCAGACCUCAAUGUAAUCAAAGACAAACUUGACAAUAUGGAUCUGGAAUGGAAGAAAUCUUCGUAAAAAACCUUGAACAACUUUUGGGACGUUACACUUGCUUAGAAAUUGGGACUUACAUAGGGCAUUUCCCGUGGGCUAGAAGGAGUGUUUGCAGGGUUGCAGAUGUGUUUGCUGAUCCCUGCUCCAUGCGUGGUGAGGGAUAACCAAAACAAGAAUGAAGAAAAAAUUUUACCAGCAUUUCCAUGAUGAAAUUUACCUAACUUGAUACUUCAAGACAUAUAUCUCUAACAGAUUUUUUAGCAGAGAGUUCUGCAAGCCGCCUUUUGUUUUUUUCAGAAUUCUUUCUUUUAAGUAACUUUAUCUUACUUUUUUCAUGUUAUUUUUAUUUAAAACUUAGGUAUUUUUUCAACUUAUGAUACAUGUACUGAAGUGUAUGUACUCUAAACCGUGUGAUGUUCACGAAGCUAAAAGUUUCGCGAAUUUUCUCUGUUGAGAAGAAGACUAAAUAUCGCAUUCAUGGCCCAAAUUUAUUGGUCAAUGCAUUACGGUUGAAAUUUUCGUUGUUCUUAAACUUCACGAUUUUCAGUGCCUUCGCAAAUAUAAAAUGCUUUCAAAAA